Mercurialis annua (annual mercury) is the source of this 747-nucleotide messenger RNA. RefSeq lists its product as uncharacterized. NCBI's taxonomy places the organism in Eukaryota, Viridiplantae, Streptophyta, Magnoliopsida, Malpighiales, Euphorbiaceae. The record is from RefSeq and is a predicted model, not a curated record. The coding region runs from base 1 to 747 and encodes 248 amino acids. The transcript has a single exon.
AUGGAAGGGGUUCUGUAUGGUUUAAGAUUCCCUAGGAAUACCAUUGAUUUAAUAAUGAUUUGUAUAAGAACUGUGAAAUUCUCUAUCUUAAUAAAUGAAGACUCAGUAGGGUUUUUUACAGGCAAGAGAGGGCUAAAGCAAGGAGAUCUAAUCUUUCCUUUGCCUUUUGUUUUAUGCAUGGAGUACUUCAUUAGGCUGAUUGGUAUGCAGAUUAGACAAAAUGUGAAUUUCAGACAUCAUAAAAAAUGCAAUAGUAUGAAUCUUGUGCAGCUUUCUUUUGCUGAUGAUCUUUUAAUAUUUUAUGAAAAUGAUGUGGAGUCUAUUAUAACUAUUAAGAGUUCUAUUGACAUGUUUUCUAGUUUCUCUGGCUUGUACCCUAAUAGAUCUAAAAGUGAGGUUUACUUCAAUGCAAAUAAUAGAAAUAAUGCAGUCAUUUUGGGUAUAAUGGGGUUUCAUGAAGGGUGUUUGCCUAUUAAGUACCUUGGUGUCCCUUUAAUCCCCACCAGACUGACAAAAAACCAUUGUAAUGUGCUUAUCUUCAAGAUCACUGCUAGAAUCAAUCAUUGGACUACUAUGAGUCUAUCCUAUGCAGGAAGACUGCAGCUGAUUAACUCAGUCCUCCUGAGUAUGCAGGUCUACUGGUGUUCCACCAGCUUAUGUUGCCAAAAUCCAUUAUUAGAGGAGUGGAGGCUGUUUGCAGGCACUUUCUCUGCCAUGGGACAAAUGGGAAUAAAAAAAGAGCUCUAG